Messenger RNA from Salvia hispanica, 531 nucleotides. RefSeq lists its product as uncharacterized. The record is from RefSeq and is a predicted model, not a curated record. NCBI's taxonomy places the organism in Eukaryota, Viridiplantae, Streptophyta, Magnoliopsida, Lamiales, Lamiaceae.
AUGGAGUACGUCGGAAGGCAUUACUCGGGCCUUGACUCGGUCUUAUUCGAUUGCGUUAAUGAUGCCGCGGCGGAAUGCUUGGCACAAAUGGAGUGUGAGCGUGCAGCGGCGGAGCAGGCGGCGGCGGCGCGGGUCCCUCGGCUGAUUCGACGUCGGACGUUUGUCCCCCGCGAACACGUCGUAGCUCACCAACGUCUGUUCGCAGACUAUUUUGCCGAGCAACCACAGUGGGGCCUGACGGUUUUUCACCGCCAUUUUAGAAUGCGGCGAGAUCUUUUUCUCCGCGUUGUCUGGACGUUGGAGGGACGUUUUGAUUACUUCCUGUAUCAGAUAGAUGGCAUCGGCAGACCCGGACUUACGCCAUUGCAGAAGUGCAUGGUUGCGAUCCGGCAGUUGGCCUACGACACCACAACGGAUAUAUUCGACGAGUACCUUCACGUCGGGGAGACAAUUGGCCGCGAUUGUCUGAAGAAUUUUUGUAGGAGUUGUGGAGGCUUUUGGCGACACAUAUUUGCGACGUUCGACUGCUGA